Trifolium pratense (red clover) is the source of this 2737-nucleotide messenger RNA. Its product is annotated as spermatogenesis-associated protein 20. Gene Ontology annotation, cellular component: chloroplast. Lineage: Eukaryota; Viridiplantae; Streptophyta; Magnoliopsida; Fabales; Fabaceae. The record is from RefSeq and is a predicted model, not a curated record. The transcript is spliced from 15 exons. Gene Ontology annotation, biological process: carbohydrate metabolic process. Bases 131 to 2515 code for a protein of 794 amino acids.
CUUACAACACAACACAACCAAUUCGAAUUGGAAACUGAGAGAUAAUAACUAAACACAAAACAACACAACAGUGACACUUUCUCUUUCGGUUUUCGCUUCUUCAAAACGCACUUAAAUUCUAUUCUAUUCUAUGCUUCAUCAAAGGUCUAUCGGUGUUCUUAAUCGCUUUUUCUAUCACAAACAACACUUCACUUCUACCGUCACUAAAACAAACUCACGAUUCCCUUUCAAAUUUUCACGUUUUACAGCUCCUAAGGUUCUAUCAAUGGCUACAUCUCAUUCCAAUCGACUCGCUUCAGAACAAAGCCCUUAUCUUCUUCAACACGCUCAUAACCCUGUUGAUUGGUAUCCAUGGGGAGAAGAAGCUUUUGCUGAAGCACGUCGCAGAGAUGCACCUAUCUUCUUAUCAAUUGGGUACAGCACUUGUCAUUGGUGUCAUGUUAUGGAGGUUGAGUCUUUUGAGGAUGAGGGGAUUGCCAAGUUGUUGAAUGAUUGGUUUGUUAGCAUUAAGGUGGAUCGAGAGGAACGACCCGAUGUUGAUAAGGUAUACAUGACAUAUGUGCAGGCUUUGUAUGGUGGAGGUGGUUGGCCCCUGACUGUGUUUCUUUCACCUGACUUGAAACCUUUAAUGGGUGGAACUUACUUUCCCCCUGAUGAUAAAUAUGGCCGACCUGGAUUUAAGACUAUACUCAGAAAGGUAAAAGAGGCUUGGGAAAGUAAAAGGGAUAUGCUAGUUAAGAGUGGAACAUUUGCAAUUGAACAGCUUUCUGAGGCAUUGUCUAGUAGUUCAGAUUCUGGUAAAUUACCUCAUGGUGUUUCUGACGAAGCAUUACGUCUAUGCUCAGAGCAGCUCUCUGAGAACUAUGAUUCAGAAUUCGGUGGCUUUGGAUCUGCACCAAAAUUUCCAAGACCGGUAGAGAUCAACUUGAUGCUUUACAACUCUAAAAAGUUGGAGGAUACCGGAAAGUUAGAUGGAGCUAACGAAAGUCAGAAAAUGGUUUACUUUACCUUGCAAUGCAUGGCAAAAGGAGGCGUCCACGAUCAUGUUGGAGGAGGGUUUCACAGAUAUAGCGUGGAUGAAUGCUGGCAUGUUCCACAUUUUGAGAAGAUGCUUUAUGAUCAAGGGCAGCUUGCUAAUGUUUAUUUAGAUGCUUUUUCUAUCACAAAAGAUACCUUCUAUUCAUCUAUAUCACGGGAUAUCCUCGACUAUUUGAGGAGAGAUAUGAUUGGUCCAGAAGGUGAAAUUUUUUCAGCAGAGGAUGCUGACAGUGCCGAGAAUGAAGGGGAUACACGAAAAAAGGAAGGAGCCUUUUACAUAUGGACCAACAAAGAGGUUGAAGACUUACUUGGAGAGCACGCUGCUCUUUUUGCGGAGCACUAUUACAUAAAACAGAUGGGUAACUGUGACCUAUCUGAAAUGAGUGAUCCUCACAAUGAAUUCAAAGGACAGAAUGUCCUGAUUGAGAGAAAGGAUCCUUCAGAAAUGGCAUCAAAAUAUGGCAUGUCAAUUGAGACAUAUCAAGAAAUUCUUGGAGAAUGCAGGCGUAAGUUGUUUGAAGUAAGGUUGAGGCGCCCAAAGCCACAUUUGGAUGAUAAGGUUAUUGUAUCUUGGAAUGGGUUGGCAAUCUCAUCUUUUGCUAGGGCUUCCAAGAUUCUAAAGGGUGAAGCUGAAGGGAUCAAGUUCAACUUUCCUGUUGUUGGUACUGAACCAGAGGAGUACUUGAGAAUAGCAGGUAAAGCAGCAUCCUUUAUUAGGAAUCAACUUUACAAUGCAGAGACGCACAGGCUAAAACAUAGUUUCAGAAAUUCUCCAUCUAAAGCUCCUGGUUUCUUGGAUGAUUAUGCCUUUAUGAUUUCUGGAUUACUGGAUCUAUAUGAAUUUGGGGGUGAAAUCCACUGGCUUUUAUGGGCCAUUGAAUUGCAGGAAACCCAGGAUUCUUUGUUUCUUGAUAGGGAGGGGGGUGGAUAUUUCAAUAAUACAGGAGAAGAUUCUUCGGUUCUUCUCCGAGUGAAGGAAGACCAUGACGGGGCAGAGCCCUCAGGGAACUCGGUCUCCGCAAUAAAUCUUAUAAGGUUGGCUUCCAUGGGUUCUGGAAGUAAGGCUGAUUAUUAUAAGCGAAAUGCAGAACAUCUAUUGGCAGUUUUUGAGAAAAGAUUGAAAGAUACAGCUAUGGCAGUGCCUUUAAUGUGUUGUGCAGCAGACAUGCUGCGCGUACCUUCCCGGAAGCAAGUGGUAGUUGUGGGUGAAAGGACUUCCGAGGAAUUUGAAAGCAUGCUUGCUACAGCUCACGCAAUAUAUGAUCCCAACAGAACAGUUAUUCAUAUAGAUCCCAACAACAAAGAAGAGAUUGAAUUUUGGGAAGUAAAUAACAGUAAUAUUGCUCUAAUGGCAAAGAAUAACAAUGCAGCCAGCAAGGUUGUAGCUCUUGUAUGUCAAAACUUCACUUGUAGCGCCCCGGUCACUGAUCAUUCAUCACUUGAAGCUUUGCUCUCCCAAAAAGUGUGUGCCAGUUAAAGCUCACUCUUAAAUUGUUCCUGCUUGAUAUGCAUAAUAUUGGUUCUGACUUAUGGAUCAAAUAAAAGUAGAUGUAAUUCUCAAUGGAGUAAGAGGGAUUUGUAAAUAUACUCAAGUCUUUUGCUUGUGCACAAAAGUCCUGAAAUUUUCUUAAAAAAUUAUACAGAAUGAGGAAAGUGUAUAAGAAAAUUUGUUUUCCAAUUAAUCUUUUAUUUUUCUCCA